UAGUCAUUGCAAUGAGGGAAAGCCCUGCAGUUUUCGUGGUACUUAUUUGAAUGUUUCUUUUACAGGUAUGGACACUAUACGCACCGCAUAUAUUUGAUUCGUUUUUUUUCUUUAAAGUUGUUUAAAUUCUUGAGAUGGUGAAAGUUUCGCGUUGCUAACUCACGCUAACUGAGAACCGUUGAGUGACUUGACAUUCUUACUGCUGGAGGAUGGACCCUGUAGUGCUGAGCUACCAGGACAGCCUGCUGCGGCGUUCCGAUGUGUCCUUACUGGAAGGACCUUACUGGCUUAAUGACCAAGUCAUUGGAUUUGCCUUUGAGUAUUUUGUGGCCGAACGCUUCAGAGUCCUUGGAAAUGCCAUAAUUUUCAUCAGCCCAGAGGUCACCCAGUUCAUCAAGUGUUCUUCUUGCCCCGAUGAGUUAGCUCUUUUCCUGGAGCCGCUGGAUCUCACAUCUCGUCGCUGGGUCUUCCUGGCUGUUAAUGACAACUCCAACCAGACAGCCGGAGGAUCCCACUGGAGCCUUUUGCUCUAUCAUCAUAAUUCAAACCACUUUGCACACUAUGACUCUCAAAAUGGCAGCAAUUCCAUGCACGCACGGCGCAUCGCCAGCAAGUUAGAGCCUUUCUUGGGUGCAGGGAGAAAAGCACUGUUUGUGGAGGAGCCCUGCCCAUCGCAGCAGAACAGCUAUGACUGUGGCAUGUAUGUUAUCUGCAUUGCUGAGGCCUUGUGUGAGAAGAUCAGGUUGGAGGGUUCGCCGCGACUUCCUGUGCAAAUCAUCACACCAGCCUACAUUACCCAGAAGAGGGCCGAGUGGUGCAGACUGAUCCAGAGUCUGGCUCAGAACGACCUCUGCUGCUCUCUGUCUUUCCCUUAGCACACAGACUGCUUCUCACUAUAUGCAGAACAGCCAUCGGCCACCACAUAUCUACUGCUGGAGAAUCUGAAUGCACUCCUUGAAUAUUGCGUAUAACUAUAUGUGAAAUAUAUUUCUAUUCUAAUCUCCAUUAUACUCUAAAAUAAAAACAAAGCAAUGUUGGAAUCUGUAAUGCUUCAGAAAAGAGUUGGUGUCGCGUUUAUUCAGGUAAAUGCAGAGCUACAUACAGUAUGUAAACAAGAGCACCAGCAUGCCUAUAAAACUAAACUCCCGUGUAAAUGCUUAAUGAAAAAGGAGAAUAUGUGGCGUGGAACAGGAAGCACUGACCUUUUUUCCCCCAUUUUCUUAGUUUGGAGCGAAUGUAGAAAUGUUUACACAGAUUAUUGCUCAGGGUCAUUUUCAAUGAAUUGACAAUAAGAAUGUGCAUAUUAACUCUGGCUCCUACUGUGUGUCACACCUGUUGUGGUAAUUUUGUUCCUCACUUUGUGUUGCAGAUACUUACAUUUUGAAAUGGAAGAAAUUUUGUGCUGUGAGGGUGAGGCUUGUGUUGUGUGUUUAUGGGACAAAGGGUAAGUUGAGUGGUGGAAUGUAUGUUAUGUUCUCACAAAGACGAUCAAAAGGAUCUAAUAAAUGUGGCUGCUGCCGCGUGUUUGUGGGCAAAAGAA
This is a messenger RNA of Melanotaenia boesemani (Boeseman's rainbowfish), 1540 nucleotides long. It is a transcript of the gene senp8, whose product is annotated as SUMO peptidase family member, NEDD8 specific. The record is from RefSeq and is a predicted model, not a curated record. Bases 210 to 875 code for a protein of 221 amino acids. NCBI's taxonomy places the organism in Eukaryota, Metazoa, Chordata, Actinopteri, Atheriniformes, Melanotaeniidae. Gene Ontology annotation, molecular function: cysteine-type peptidase activity; deNEDDylase activity. The transcript has 2 exons. Gene Ontology annotation, biological process: proteolysis.